AUGAAAGCGAUGGCAGCGGAUGAUCAUAUCGGCUUGACUCCUACAAUAUCUGUUCCUCUGCAAGGAUCCAGCAUCGAAGUCGACACCGACUCGAACGACACGGAUUCGUCGCUAACAGAUAGUGAUCUACACUCCAUCACGACUUCAAUCUCCUCGAGCAUCGUGGAUUAUGUGUACGAAAAUGGCCGCCGAUACCACAAAUUUCGUGAAGGGGAAUACUUAUUCCCCAACGAUGAGACGGAGCAGGAUCGAUUGGACAUGGUUCACCAUAUCUUCCGAAUGAUGCUCGGUGGCAAGCUGUACCAGGCUCCGAUUCCUGACUCCCCCAAGCGCAUCCUGGACAUUGGUACCGGAACGGGAAUCUGGGUACUCGAUGUUGCGGAUGAAGUGCCCGGCGCCAGAAUCCUUGGGAUUGACCUGAGCCCCAUUCAACCGCAGUGGGUCGCUCCCAAUUGCGAAUUCUUUGUGGAUGAUGUCGAGACUGAAUGGCCGUAUUCCCAAGAAAAGCCCUUCGACUAUAUCCAUCAGCGGAAUAUGGUCGGAUCGAUAUCCGACUGGGACCGGCUGUUCCAGCAAGCAUACCAACACCUCCAGCCUGGAGGCUACUAUGAAAUCCAAGAAUUUCGGGCCUGGUUUCAUUCGCAAGACGGCCCCCUGCCCGAGGAUUCAAGUAUUGCGCUUUGGCAACGCCUCCUGACCGAAGGCACGGCUCGGUUCGGGAAACCGUUGAAUAUUGUAGAAAAGCUCCCGAAGAAGCUGGCCAGUGCGGGCUUUAGCGACGUGCAUGAGGAUAUCCUCAAGAUCCCCAUUGGCGCUUGGCCCCGUGACCCGAAACUCAAGCAGAUCGGGCAAUUCAUGCAGAUCCAUGCCAUUGAUUCCGUGGAGCCUCUGACUCUGGCGCUCUUCACCCGCGUUCUGGGCUGGUCUGAGACGGAAUGUCGCAUUCUCAUCGCGAAGGUGCGGCAGGAAUUCAAGGACAGGAAGCAGCUCUUUGUUUACGCGCAUUUUAUCCAUGGUCGAAAAGCUGAGAGGGGACUCUGCUGUUGA
This is a messenger RNA of Aspergillus clavatus NRRL 1, 1047 nucleotides long. RefSeq names its product class I SAM-dependent methyltransferase. Bases 1 to 1047 code for a protein of 348 amino acids. NCBI's taxonomy places the organism in Eukaryota, Fungi, Ascomycota, Eurotiomycetes, Eurotiales, Aspergillaceae. Gene Ontology annotation, molecular function: methyltransferase activity. The record is from RefSeq and is a predicted model, not a curated record. The transcript has 2 exons.